Bombus pyrosoma is the source of this 771-nucleotide messenger RNA. RefSeq names its product fatty acyl-CoA reductase 1-like. Gene Ontology annotation, biological process: long-chain fatty-acyl-CoA metabolic process. The annotation marks the transcript as partial. Gene Ontology annotation, molecular function: alcohol-forming very long-chain fatty acyl-CoA reductase (NADP+) activity. The record is from RefSeq and is a predicted model, not a curated record. Gene Ontology annotation, cellular component: peroxisome. NCBI's taxonomy places the organism in Eukaryota, Metazoa, Arthropoda, Insecta, Hymenoptera, Apidae. The transcript has 4 exons.
AAAGCAAAACACUCCUCAGUUUUCAGCAAAGUUUAUCCCGUGAAAGGUGACGUGAUUCUGCCGGAUUUAGGUCUUUCGCGAGAAGAUAGAAAUCUGUUGUUAGAGAAAGUAAACAUAGUGUUUCACGUCGCGGCCACUGUGAGAUUCGACGAGCCGUUACACGUGGCUGUUAAUGUCAAUACCAAAGGUACUGCUCAUGUUGUCGAACUUUGGAACGAACUGAAGCAUCCAAUUAGCUUCGUCCACGUUAGCACAGCUUAUAGUAAUGCGAAUCUACGUGAGAUUGGAGAAAAAGUUUAUACUACGAGCUUGAAACCAGCAGAGGUGAUCGAUAUGUGUGACAAAUUGGACAAAACGUCCAUCAACGAAAUAGAGAAAAUGAUUUUAAAAACUUAUCCAAACACAUACACAUUCAGUAAGAAUUUAGCAGAGCAGAUUGUAGCAAGCAAGAGUAAACACCUGGCAGUUGCGAUAGUACGGCCAAGCAUAAUUGGUGCCUCCUUGGAGGAACCAUGUCCCGGUUGGAUAGAUAAUAUUUCUGCAUAUACAAAUAGCUUCGUGCUAAUCGGCAGAGGAUGUGCAACAGCGAUACGAGGUAGGAGAGAUGCGAGAGUGGACAUAGUGCCUGUCGAUUUUGUAGUCGAUACGAUAAUUUGUACUGCAUGGCAUGUCACGUUACACAGUGAUCAUGAAGUUAAAGUUUACAACUGCACGAGCAACGCAUGCCCUUUUAAUUGUGGUCAGAUGAGAGAUGCCGUUGUAAAAUGUAGC